Molecule: messenger RNA, 3262 nt
Organism: Canis lupus familiaris (dog)
Lineage: Eukaryota; Metazoa; Chordata; Mammalia; Carnivora; Canidae
Product: melanoma-associated antigen 10-like
Exons: 3
Coding region: 1448-2473 (341 amino acids)
Biological process (GO): negative regulation of transcription by RNA polymerase II
Cellular component (GO): nucleus
Source: RefSeq, a predicted model, not a curated record
CGGCGGAGGUCAGGGCCCACGGUGAGCCCGGGAAGGCCGCGGAGGAGCGGGACGGGGCCGGAUGGUGGCGGCGGGUGAGGCAGGCCUGGGACAUCCGGGUACCCGAGAGCCUGGGGCCUGGUGUGGCGGGAGCAGACGCUGAGGGGGGGCGGAGGGAGGGUCCAGGGUCUAUGGGGACUGAGUGAUGGACCCUGAGGGAAACAGACGGGACCCGUCGGAGGGUCACAAGGGCUGUGAAGCCCCCCCGGGGGAUAGGGACUUGCCCUCACGUGGGAGUAUGGGUGCUCAGACUUCCAUAUCUGGGUCUCCCGAGACACUGGGGGCCCCUGGCGUCAGGAGCAGGGCCUAGGAUAUGUGGGCAGAGGGGAGGGCCCCGGGUGCUGCUGGGAAUCCCGGUGAGGAUGUGGAAGAUGCCCAGGGGACCCUGCACCCCAGCCCAGAGUCGGUCCCGGGAAGGUCGUGGGUGCGGUUGGGAACACGUGGUGAGGCCCCCCUCCGCAUCCGGGCUCUCAGAGACCAGGGGGCUGGUGUUCAGAGCAGGGCCUCCCUGAGGGGGCAGAGGGUGGGCCCAGGUCCUGCUGGGUUCCUGGCGAGGAUGUCCAUGGAGGACGAGGGACCCUGCACCCCAGUCCACAGUCAGUCCUGGGAGGCAGGCCGAGUGGAGCCAGGCAGAGGCCCAGGCACCCAGGGAGCCCCGCCAGCAGGGGGGGAAGAAGGGCCCAGGGAGCCUGUCUCCCGCCCCCGAGCUCAGCCCCCUCUGUGAGCCCUGGGAAACCCCCGGGCUGGGUUGCGGUCUUGAUGUUAAGACGGUCACUACCUGUCUCCGUUGGGGUCCGGGCAGAGGGGAGGGCCUGGGUGUGAGCGGCCCAGCCUCCGGACGGCUGCGCGAGGGGCCCGAGGUCUCCUAGGGCUGGAGGAAGGACCCCCGAGGGACUGAGACCCCGAGGGAGUCGGUCCCCAGGGAGCCCCGAGCACCACCGCCCUGCCCCUGCUUCAGCCUCGGGAGGCUGCAGGGGGUGGACAAGUCCUGAACUUCAUGGCCGUUGGUGCGAUGGGGCCUCCCACACUGUGGCCAUUGGGCUGGAGCACUACCUCCAGGGUGUGGGCGGCGGUGGAGUCGGGUGGGGUGAGGGGCAAUGGCCCACGUGUGGCUGGCGGCCAAAGCCAGUACCACAGGGGCACUGAAGCCCUAGGGACACAGACUAGACUGGGUCCUGGGAGCCCCCGGGCCCGAUGACCACCUUGGGCUGUCCUGGCUUGCCAGCCAAGUCUCUCGGAAGGAGCUGGGUAGGAGCCCGCCCACAGCCAACCUGGGGCCUAAAGGGAUUGAAGGGACUUCAAGAACUGGCAGCGGAGGCCUCGGUCUGAGGCGGGCGUCCCUCGGGACACAGAGCUGAGGAGGCACGGGCCAGAGCCACUUGUCCAGGUUCAGCCCGAAUCUGACACCAUGCCCCUGAGGAAUAGCAGCGAGCUUUGGAAGCAGGGAGACCUAGAGGAGGCCCAGGGCCUGGUGGAUGCUCAGCUGUCUGGGGCUGAGGAGGAGGAAGAAGGGGAGGAGGAGGCUCCACCUCCCCCCUCUCCCCCAUCUCCCCCGGACCCCCUAUCUCAUCUCUUUCUGUCCUCCUCCUCCUCCUCCUCCUCCUCCUCCUCCUUCUCCUCCUCCUCCUCCUCCUCUUCCCCUUCCUUGUCCUUCUGUGGCAUGGUCUGUGGCGCCCCAGAGGAAGGGUGUGCUGCUGCCGGGGCCCUGAGUGCUCCCCAGAGCUCUCAGAGUGCCGACCCCUCCCCCAGUGGUGGGGCAGCUGGUGGCCUUGGCCAGCCCGAGCCUCCUGGCCCCAGCGGCCCAGGGGAGGCGGGAGAUGAGGAGCUCUUGGUGGAGGGCAGUUUCCGCAUGAAGACGGCUGCCCUGGUGGUAUUCCUGCUCCUCAAGUAUCGCACCAAGGAGCCCAUCAGCAAGGCAGAGAUGCUGGAGGUCUUCUCCCCAGAAUACCAGGACGACUUCCCCGCCAUCUUGAGCCAAGCGUCCAUCUGCUUGAGGCUGGUCUUUGGCCUAGAUGUGAUUGAAGUGGAUCCCAGCGAGCACUCCUACGUCCUCAACCCCAUCCUGGGCCUCACCUGGGAUGGGAUGCUGAGCGAUCAGUGGGGUAUCCCCAAGACCAGCCUCCUGGGGCUGAUCCUGGGGUUUAUCCUACUUCAGGAUGGAUGUGUCCUUGAGGAGGAGGUGUGGGAGACUCUGGGGUUCACGGCAGUGUACGAUGGCCAAGAGAACACCAUCUAUGGGGAGCCCGUGGAUCGCCUCACCAAUGUCUGGGUGCAGGAAGGCUACCUGGAGCGCCGGCAGGUGGCGGGCAGUGACCCUGCCCGCAAUGAGUUCCUGUGGGGGCCCAGGGCCUACGAGGAAACCAGCAAGGUGCAGGUCAUGGACUUUCUGCUCCAGAUCGGUAGCAACAACCUGGGGUCCUCCCUGGUCCUGUGAGAAAAGAUUCUGAGAUAAGGAAAAGGGGCCACAGCCCCAGGGGCAGCCAGUCCCUUUUCAAGCUUUUGUGGUUCCGGCAUGAAGGGAGGCCUUAGGGUGCUUCCUCCCGGUGUUGUCUCGUUGGAUUUGUAAAGAGAAAGUCCUGGGCGUUCUCAGGGGUUAAGGGCCAGGGCAUUUUGGGGGAAAGCAGGGCCAAGAGCCUCUCUGGGGGCCUGGGCUCUACAAUGACCCCGACAUCCAGAGCUUGGUUUCUUUGAGGAAGCUCUCCCUGUUUGUUCCUUGGGAUAGAAGGUUCCCGCAGCCCAGUGCGUGAGUGACACACACCGCUUCGCGUUCGUACUUCCCCGGUUCAAUAUAUUUUUAAAUAUUUAUUAUUUAUUUAUUUAUUUAUUUAUUUAUUUAUUUAUUUAUUUGUUUAUUUGUUUAUUUAUUUGUUUGUGAGAAUACACAGAGUGCAGAGAGAGAGAGAGGCAGAGACACAGGCAGAGGGAGAAGCAGGCAGAGGGAGAAGCAGAGAGCCUGACAUGGGGCUUGAUCCCGGGUCUCCAGGAUCAUGCCCAGGGCUGAAGUUGGCACUAAACCGCUGAGCUACCCUGACAGCCCCCCAGUUCAAGAGUUAAGAGUUUUGUCUGCCCUGGAUACAAGUUGGGAGACCCUCUCUCCUUGUUUGGGUUCUGGAUGAAAACACAGGGCAAUGGCGUUGGAAUCUGUUGGAAAGGCCAAGAGUGGAGCAGGCAAGUGCUGGAGGGUGGAAAUAGGAAAAUAAACCUUGUUCACUUUUGCUUCUUA